Molecule: messenger RNA, 753 nt
Organism: Trichomonas vaginalis G3
Lineage: Eukaryota; Parabasalia; Trichomonadida; Trichomonadidae
Product: protein of unknown function (DUF3447)
Exons: 1
Coding region: 1-753 (250 amino acids)
Source: RefSeq, a predicted model, not a curated record
AUGUCUGAUCAAUACAGCAAAUUGCGAAGUAUCAAUAAGUACUACAUUGAUUCAUGUAAUUCGUUAUACCAGCUCAAAACAGAAAAAGAAGAGGAAUUAAACACAAUUUACAAAAAGAUCAUAACAGAAUUGAUUGAUUCAAAGAAAUAUCCACCCAAAAAUAUUAUGGAGGAUAUUUUAAAUAUCAUCCCGUAUAAUAAUUGCUAUACAAAAUCAUAUUUAUAUCUUGUCAAACUCAUAUCUGAUGAUUAUCAUGUGGAAGAGGUCCAUAAUGUUAAAAAUGUUUCAAACUUCCUAUUUUAUAAAGAAUAUGGAAUUAAAUUAGACAAAUCAGAUGAUUUCAGAGAUAUCGAAACAGAUAAUCUCGAUAUUCAUACAGAAAAUACGAUAUACAGAGCAAUUAUGCAUAAUGAUUUCGAAAAAUUCAUAUUCUUCACUGAAAGAAAUGAAUUUGAUGAAAGUCAAAAACUUAAAAGCGAUUUAUAUCCUUUUUCUAAAGAGGGUUAUUCGUUACUUGAAUUAUGUUGUUAUCAUGGAGCUGUCGAUUGUUUCAAAUUCUUAAGAACGAAAUUCGAUUCAGAAAUUACUCAAAAAUGUCUAAAAUUUUCAUUUUUAGGUGGAAACAAAGAGAUCAUGAGUGAAUGUUUGAAAUAUCAAAAACCAAAUUAUAAGUGCAUGAAAUAUGCAAUUAUUUCACACAACAUUGAUUUUAUUACGUUCUUGAUGAAUGAAUACAAUAUAAAUAUCAAUUGA